Molecule: messenger RNA, 7978 nt
Organism: Cyclopterus lumpus (lumpfish)
Lineage: Eukaryota; Metazoa; Chordata; Actinopteri; Perciformes; Cyclopteridae
Product: supervillin-like
Exons: 41
Coding region: 1-7965 (2654 amino acids)
Biological process (GO): actin polymerization or depolymerization; barbed-end actin filament capping; actin filament severing
Cellular component (GO): actin cytoskeleton; cytoplasm
Molecular function (GO): actin filament binding; phosphatidylinositol-4,5-bisphosphate binding
Source: RefSeq, a predicted model, not a curated record
AUGUUUCGCAACCCGUGGAUCUCUAGUUACCAUGUGAACCACGAGCAGCCAUGUGGCCAAGAGUUCGGACCUAAAGCUCGGAGGACCAAGAUCUGCAGCUCCGCCUCGUUGCCCACAGAAGCCUUCAGUUUCCAGAGCGACUUCCUGCCGGGCGACAACACCGGCUUGGUGAAGAGUGUUUCAGACACAGAUGCCAAACUCCUGGUUGUCCUUCCCAAGGUUUCGGAGCUGAAGAAACACUUUGAGAGAGCAGUCGCAAAGGAUUUGGGAAUGAACAGGAAGGAGAGGAUCGCCCGGCGCCUGGAGGGCAUGGAAAGUGACGCUCCCCCGGCGCUGGUGCCCGGUGGUCUGGUGGCCAACAGGAUGCUGGAGGAGGACCCUCCGCGGUACACCCGCGCCUCGGAUCCCUGUGAGCCUCGUGUGAUGGUGAGGCGCUACAGCCGAGAGGAGUUGGAGGCACCCCAGAGGAAGCUGUCAUCUCUAGACAGAUCCCCUCAGGUCAAAGGUGGCGUCGGCAGCGUGCGCCAGGAGCCCAUGUUGGUGUACGUCGACCCAGUGACGUUAGCCGCCUCAUCUACGCCCGCUCCUGGCUCCCCGAACGCGGCCGGCCUCAGUUCCAAGGCCGAACGCAUCGCCCGCUACAAAGCCGAGCGCCGCCGCCAGCUGUCGGAGCGCUACGGCAUCCUCCUGGACCAGGAGGCGGACGCCGAUUACACGCCGCGCUACCGGUCUCGGCGUGACGCGGACGGCUCCGACCGGCAGUCGGCUUCCGGGCGGCAGGGCGACAGACAGGAAGCCGAGGUACAAGGGCGGGAGCCCAGGGUGCCGUACCGCGCCGGAGUGGGCCGGGUUUACAUGAGGACUCACCCGGAUCCUUCCCCCGUUUCCACCUCCGGCCCCGCCCACUCGAACCAAGCCCCUCCCCCUACACCGGAAAGGCCCAGGCGAUUUUCGCAGCGGGAGAGAGCGAUGAACAUGGAGAACUACCGGCGCGGUGCGCCUCCGGAGCGCGCGAUCGCUUCUAGAUCCAGAACCCAGGAGCCGCAUCCACCUCCGUCCCAGCAGCAGCAGGACGCCGCCUAUCAGGAGCCAAGCCCCGCCUCCGCCAGGGAUUACAACAUCGCAGGGGUGCCCGGCUCCCCUCGCACCGCCCGCCGGGCCUCCCUGCCCUCCCCUCGCUACGGCAUCUCACCUGGGGAUCUGUUCAUAGAGCAGCAGGCCCAGAGCAUCCUCAACAGACAGGGAAUCCGGGUAAGAGAACGAUUGUCCGGGGAUGAAAUGGUCCAGAGGCCACCCGACUGGAGUCCAGACAAGCACCAGGGUAACAGACACCACACUCAGGGGAACUCUGCUCAGUACACCCCACACCGCUCAGAACCCACCGAGCAAAGGACUGGCGCAGGCCACCAUACUGCCCACCCUCUCUUCGUCCCGGAGUACCAACACACUGGCCCUGCUGUCGACUCUCAGCCCUAUCUGGCCUUCCCUGCCCCAGCGGCCUCUGAUAACCUUCCUGGACCUCCUGAGGUGCAACCGCGAAGGAGGGUGAGUGCCGACCAAAUCCAUGCCACCCACAAGGAGGCGAGAUUGGAGGCUCGGCAGGCCCUGCAGGAAGAGGCCCAUACAGAGGGCCUGCUGAAGAGCAGGAAAGCCGUGUUGCCCUCAGAGAUCCGCCGAAGGGAAAAGAGUGUGGACGACCCUCACAGGGGUCGUCACGAAGACACGGACUGGCAGAACUACAGCCCAGAACGGAGAAGGGUGAGUCAGGCCGAGGAAGACUGGGAUCGCGAGAGACCGAGGGAGAGGGGGAGGGAGAGAAAUGUCCAGAGGAUCAGAGAAAGAGGGAGAGAGCAUCUCUCUAGCCGUGACAGCCAAGAGGAGAGAGGGUUUAGAUCUAUGCAGCCUUCCCACACCGUUGUACUCCAGCAGCCCCGGCAGCAUCAAACCUCGGAGCCUGUAUACCACCAAGAGCCCCAAAUCCACCAUCAAGAGCCCCAGAUCCAGCAGCAAGAGCCCCCAACGCCACAACAGAAUGAACCCAGACAGAGACAACAGCAAGAACCCCCAAUGCCACAACAACAACAGCAAGAACCUCCAACGCAGCAUCAGUACGACCAGCCGCCAGAGCCUCAAAAACAACAGCUCCCUCAAAGACAGCAGGAGUUCGAGCUCCAAUGGCAAGAGUCUCCAAAUCAGCAGCAAGACUCCCGGAGAAAUCCACGAGAGCCCCAACUGGACUUUGAGCCCCAGAGGCAGCAGCAGCGUCCGGACCCAUCAGGGAACCAGAUGUUGGACUCGGCCGUCUAUCUCCAGAAGCGCUCCUCUUUGCCGCAGGCCAAAUCAAGAAGCACGGUGGGCGGAGGGCCCAAGCACAAGAUGAGAACCCGCGCCAUGUCGGACAUAGGCAUAAGCCAGCAUUCUACCGCGUACCGCAUGGAGAGGGCGGCGGCCUGCAGGGAGGCGUUGAGGGCCGCGCCUCCACCCGACGGGGAGACGGGCUCCCUGGACACCAGGGUGUCCGUGGCACAGCUGCGACACUCAUAUCUGGAGAAUGCCAACCGGAAACCAGAGUUUGAGACUACUAAAGUCGAUCUGCCGGCGACGGAGGUAGACGCGGCUAGCGGCGGCGACCGGGACCGGGGCGCUCCGCGGAGGCCUCGGCGCUACAUCGCCCCGGGAGACAGUCGCAUGUCGGAGAGGUUUAGGACGCAGCCCAUCACGUCUGCAGAGCGGCUGGAGUCAGAUAGGUCUCGUCUAAGCCCAUCACAGCUCCAGGAUCCUGAAGAAGAAGGGAAACUAGACGAUCGAGCCAAGAUGAGCGUGGCCGCCAAGAUGUCUCUCUUCAGGGAGCUGGAAAGGACAUCAGACGGAAACAUUCCCAAACCGCGCUCUCGAAACGCGGCUGUGGAACGGCGCCUGAGAAGAGUCCAGGAUCGGUCUCACACUCAACCCGUCACCGGCAAGGAGGUGGUCCACGCUUCAAGUGAACCUGCCGCGUCGUCACAGCCUCGGAGCGUCUACACUCAUGUCGCCGGUGUCUCCGGCUCCACCGCAGUCGGCACCAGAGUGACCAGCAUCAGCAUCCCGGUCUCCUCGCAGCCAGACUCAGCAGUCCAGGACCGGGAGAAGGAGACCCAGGAGCACCGGAGACCAGUUCAAGCCCCCGAUGCUGGGACGGAGGGAGACGGCCAGGAGUUCUUCUCCAAAGAGCCGGACCUGUCCACCCUCACCUUGGCCGAGAAGAUGGCGCUCUUCAACCGCCUCGCUCGGCCUACGGGCAAGACGGCCGAGAGGGCCCGAGGAGACACCCGGCAGCGCAGGGCCAGCGCCCGAUUUCAGACUCAACCCAUCACCCAGGGAGAGGUGCAGCAGGAAGCUGAGCUGCCGGUAACCUCCACCGCGUGCAACGACUUAAAGGCCAAUCGGGGAGAACAUCUGAAAAACGGCGGCGCACUCAAACUGGAGCCCCUGUCCGCCUCCCUGAUCCGCUCCGUGGCGGCCGUCACCUCCCAGGCCGCCGUCUCCACGGUGACCGUCACGCCCGGCGAUGACGCGGCCGGCGGCGGCGGUCUCCGUCCAGGGAAGUCCGCCGCCGCCGUGCCCUACGGCCCUGCCCGACAACAGGCUGCCGGCGCUCCCAGCGGCCACCAGGAGAGGGCGCUGAUGUAUUUCUCCAUCAGCCAGGGCGGAGGAGACCCGCUGCGCUCCUCCCCUCUCCUCAUCCCCCCCGAGAGCCGGCAGAGAGCGGGGGCUCCUGCGAGUCACAGGCGGCGGGGGGAGGAGGAGGAGAGCUGGAGAGAGCGUCAGGAGGUGGAGGAGGUUCGGGGGAGACGGCAGGGAGGAGCCAGAGGAGAGGUCCAAGACGGCAGCGUUAAGGGAAAGCUGCACUCCCCCGACCGGGACCAGCAUCCUCAGCCUCAGCUCUCUUCUCUGCGGAGGGGCGAGCCGGCGGAGCCUCUGCCCGACCGGAGAGACGGACGCUCCCAGGAGGGCGAGGAGAGAGCCGAGGGAGGAGGGAGAGGAGGGGGAGGGCACCCGGGGGAGGCGGCUCGCGGCUCCUCCACACAGCAGGAGCAGUGCAGCGGCAGCAGGAGCCAGCCAGGCAUCUCAGACCUGAAGGAGCAUCCCGCACCGCUGAGGCCGCUGACGGCUAGAGCGUCUUCCAGGACGGCGUCUCACGUGUCAAGCAGCCAGCAGCAAACCGGCCUCCAGAAUCUUCUCCCCAAGCCCUUCGCCCAGCAGCCUCCGGCCGACGUCCAGCCCCACAAGCCUUUCACUCAGUCCCCACAAACCCAGCCCAGACCUCAGGGGUUCGUCCAGCCUCUCCCGAAGCCCUACCUGCAGACGCCCCCCCUGCAGACGCCCAAACCCCAGGUGCCUCCACAGACACCCCCCAAACCCCAGUGCUUCCCCCAGGCGCUGGUCCAGCCCCAGCCCCCGGACCACGGCGACGACUUGGGCGGGCACAGUGACUAUUCCGGAGAGCCGCUGUCCCCGACGGAGUCUGGAGACCAACUGUCUGACGGCAUGUCCGCCAAACAGAUGUCCAUCAAGGAGAGAGUGGCGCUGCUGAAGAAGAGCGGCGAGGAGGACUGGAGGAACCGGAUCAACAAGAAACAGGAAGUGGUUCAGGUGGCGUCGGCCGAGCAGCAGACGCAGCCAUGGGAGUCGGAGCAGACCUGCGAGAAGGAGGAGGAAGUGGUGGUGGUUCAAGACUCCGCGGUGUCUGCGUCGGAGCAGCUGUGGGAGCCUGUCUUCUCUUCCACCUUCUCUCCUACUAUCUCCCUCGGCCAAAAGUGUCAGUACAUUGACCACCACAGCCAGAAGACGGGGGAGGAGAUCGAGGCCCAGAUGUCCAUCGAGGAGAGGAAACAGCUGAUUUCAAUCCGCGAGGAUGCCUGGAAGACAAAGGGCAGAGGGGCCGCCAACGACUCCACCCAGUACACCGUGGCCGCUCGUAUGGUCAAGAAAGGCCUGGCUGCCUCCUCCUCGGUUAUCAGUCCCAUCCUGUCGCCGGUCUCCACCAAACUCAAGAGCAGCAUGCCGGCUGUCAACAAACCUCAAGAGGAAAUUGAGGCCAGAUCAGACAUGGAAACGGACAAGAAACUAGACAAGUUGGAGAGCUUCUUGGGACGUCUGAAUAGCAAAGUGGCAGGUCUGCAGGAAACCACCAUCACGGUCACCGAGAAGGCGGUGAAGGAAGUGAUGAAGCUGGACGACGAGAUCUUCUCCAAGUUCUACCGGCGCGUCGCUGAAUUCCCGCGCAUGCCCACCAGGAUCGAGAUCAACGCAGAUUUCGACGCCAUCUUUGGCUCUCAGGGCCCCAAGCUGACUUCGGCCAUGAUGCAGCACAAGCGGUCGGUGCGUCCGUCCAGGAACGUCCAGGCGUCCAGGAACCCGUUGAAGAUGCUGGCGGCCAGAGAGGACAUCAGACACGAGUACACGGAGCAGAGGUUGAACGUGGCGCAGCUGGAGAGCAAGAGGAUGAAGGCCGAGAAGAGCGAGGUGAAUAAAUCCUCCGAGUACUCCGACACGGCUCUGGCAGGUCUGGCCAGCAAAGAGAACUUCAGCAGCGUGAAUCUGCGCAGCGUUAACAUCUCCGAGCAGAUGUCCAACAACAGCGCCGUGCCAUACAAGAACCUCAUGCUGAUGCAGGUCAAAGGUCGUCGUCACGUUCAGACCCGAUUGGUGGAGCCGAGAGCGUCGUCGCUGAACAGCGGCGACUGCUUCCUGUUGGUGACUCCGGAGCGCUGCGUCGUCUGGCUGGGAGAGUUCUCAAACGUCAUCGAGAAGGCCAAGGCAAUGGAUUUGGCCACCUUCAUCCACACGAAGAAGGACAUGGGCUGCAGGGCGAGCCAGGUGCAGACCAUCGAGGAAGGGGUCAACCCACAGGGUCCAGAUACCCAGCAGUUCUGGGCGAUCCUCGGCGGACAGGCUGCUCACCAACCGGCCGGACCACCUGAGGAGGACGAGCGGUUCGAGAACGCCAUCGUGGAAACCAACUGCAUCUUCAGACUGCUGGACGACAAACUGGUUCCCGACGACGACGAGUGGGGGAAGGUCCCUCGCAGCUCUCUGCUGGCGCCCAAGGAGGUGUUGGUGUUUGACUUCGGCAGUGAGGUGUAUGUGUGGCACGGUAAAGAGGUGACUCUGGCCCAGAGGAAAGUGGCCUUCCAGCUCGCCAAACACCUUUGGAACGGGACGUUUGACUACACCUGCUGUGACAUCAACCCACUGGAUCCUGGAGGCUGCAACAUGCUCAUACCCAGGAAGGGCCAGGGCCGUCCUGAUUGGGCGAUAUUCGGCAGGGUGACGGAGCACAACGAGACCAUCUUGUUCAAGGAGAAGUUCGUGGACUGGACCGAAGCCAAGUCGCCAACACCAAAGGAAGGCGGCGAGCUCGUACCUGAGCCGAAGGAGGCCCCGGUGCGAGAACGCCGGGCGUACGACGCCACCUUGAUGCUGCCCGUUCUCCGGUCGUCCACUUCCACCAUCCUGGACGGGUUGAACGUCGGCCGCGGCCACGGCCCGGUGCAGACCGAGGACCGCAUGAGGACUCAGGAGGUCGCCACGGCGUCGGUGGACGUCUGGCACAUCCUGGAGUUCGACUACAGCCGCCUGCCGCGCCAGAGCAUCGGCCAGUUCCACGAGGGCGACGCCUACGUGGUCAAGUGGAAGUACAUGUUCAACACCUCGGUCGGUCGCAGGCAGAACCCCGAGGCGAGGAGCAGCGGGCCGGGGAAGGAGAAGUGCUGCUACUUCUUCUGGCAGGGUCGCCACUCCACCGUCAGCGAGAAGGGAACUUCGGCGCUGAUGACGGUGGAGCUGGACGAGGAACGAGGGGCGCAGGUCCAGGUGCAGCAAGGAAAGGAGCCUCCGUGUUUCCUGCAGUGCUUCAACGGAGGGAUGAUCGUCCACGCCGGCAAGAGGGAAGAGGAGGAGGAGAACGCUCAGAGUGAGUGGCGUCUGUACUGCGUGCGGGGCGAGGUGCCGGUGGAGGGCCACCUGCUGGAGGUGGCGUGCCACUGCAGCAGCCUGCGCUCCAGAGCCUCCAUGAUCCUGCUCAACGUCAACAAGGCCAUCAUCUACCUGUGGCACGGCAGCAAGACGCAGGUGCACACUCGCGACGUGGGAAACACGGCCGCACUGAAGAUCAAAGAUCAGUGUCCUCUGGAGGCGGGUCUCCACAGCAGCAGUCAGGUGACCAUCCACGAGUGUGAUGAGGGAGCGGAGCCUCCGGGCUUCUGGGAGGCGCUGGGGAGGAAGGACCGGAAGGCCUACGACUGCAUGCUGCAAGAUCCGGGGAAAUUCAACUUCACCCCACGUCUUUUCCAGCUGAGCAGCACAUCUGGAGACUUCGUGGCGAGCGAGUCCUUCCACCCGUCCGGAGCUCCGGACCUGGUCAGCUCGCUGCCCUUCCUGCAGGAAGACCUGUACAACGCACCGCAACAACCCGCGCUGUUCCUGGUGGAUAACCUCCACGAGGUCUACCUGUGGCAGGGCUGGUGGCCUCAGGGCAGCGAGAGCACCGGCUCGGCUCGCAUCCGCUGGGAUUCGGACAGGAAGUGUGCGAUGGAGACGGUGCUGCAGUACUGUAAAGAGAAGAACGACAAGAAGCCUCAGAAGUCGUACCUGAUCCACGCCGGUCUGGAGCCGCUCACCUUCACCAACAUGUUUCCCAGCUGGGAGCACAGAGAGGACGUGGCCGAGAUCACCGAGAGGGAGGCCGAGGUGUGCCACCAGAUCAUCCUGGUGGAGGACGUGUUGGCCCGGCUCUGUCGGGACGCCUUCCCCCUGGCUCAGCUGCAGGCCCGGCCGCUCCCUGAGGGGGUGGACCCGCUGCGCCUGGAGGUCUACCUGUCCGACCAGGACUUUGAGAAAGCGUUGGAAAUGACGAGAGAGGAAUACGAAGGUUUACCGGCGUGGAAACAAGUCAACACGAAGAAGGCCAAAGGAUUGUUUUGAGGACGAAGAAAAC